Dreissena polymorpha is the source of this 1173-nucleotide messenger RNA. Its product is annotated as solute carrier family 22 member 6-like. Bases 1 to 1173 code for a protein of 390 amino acids. Gene Ontology annotation, molecular function: transmembrane transporter activity. NCBI's taxonomy places the organism in Eukaryota, Metazoa, Mollusca, Bivalvia, Myida, Dreissenidae. Gene Ontology annotation, biological process: transmembrane transport. The transcript has 8 exons. Gene Ontology annotation, cellular component: membrane. The record is from RefSeq and is a predicted model, not a curated record.
AUGUCAUACAGCGCUUUGCUUGUUGACCUGGUGACGGAUUUAGGUGGCUGCGGCCGCUCCCAACGGAUCACAGCUUUUGUGGGAUUGGGCGCAAAGAUUGGGGCCGCCUGGAGCAUGCUGCACAUGACAUUUAACGGUCAACGGUCGGAUUUCCGUUGCGAAUACUCGCACAUCAUGCAAUUAAAUACGACAUUGCUUUUUGACAACAAAUGCCACAUUGAAAACGACACUACUGGUCAUGACUGGAAACACAUCCAUCUAGCAUCUGCAGGCAUUGUGGCCCCAUUUCUAGUCUCGUUUUUAUUCAUGCACGAAAGUGUGCGAUGGCUUAUAACAAAAGGUCGUUAUUUCGCUGCCGACCACGUGAUCAAACGAAUUGCCCGGAUGAACAAGAAGCCGAACCCGAACACGCGCAAACUCAUAGAAGUGGCUACACUGCACUCACACAGCGACAACUCGAAGGAUACCCACUCCGUAAUUGACUUGUUUAGAGAAAGAAGAAUGGGGCAGAUUACUUUAGGUCUCCUCUUCAUAUGGAUGACCAUCGGCUUCUCUUACUGCGGCCUCACGUUCGGGGUGGGCAGCCUGGCCGGAAACCUUUACAUGAACUUGUUCCUCCUAAACAUUAUUGAGACGCCAGCUGCCUUCAUCAUCAUGUACUGCGUUAACAGAUUCGGCCGAAAGAAGUGUCUGAUGGCGACGUUCCUGUUAACGACUUUAUGUGGGGUAACUGUCGGCAUCUUGCAGUAUAUAGACAUACCGCAUCGCGGCCUUGUCACAAACGUGUUUGCUCUAGCUUCCAAGCUUGGCAUAGCUGUCGGAUGGAGUUGCCUCAUUUUAUAUACAACAGAGCUCUAUCCCACUAAAGUCAGAACGAUAGCGUAUGGUAUAGGCAACACGGCGGCAGGUGUCGGUGGUAUGGUGGCUCCACAGAUUGUGUUCUUGAACGACUCGGUGCCUGGCGUGAUGUAUUUCAUGUGUGCCGCCUUACUUCUCUUCUCCACUGUCGUCUGCUGCAUGUUUCCGGACACGAGCGGCAAAGAGCUCGAUGACACGGUCACUUCCGAGAAGAACGUCUUAACCAUAGCGACCGUUCUCAAAAGCAGCCAAGUCAAAACGGACAAUACUAUUCAACCGUACCAGGACGUUGGACAAACAGAUCUCAAAUACUGA